Messenger RNA from Neoarius graeffei (lesser salmon catfish), 741 nucleotides. RefSeq names its product engrailed homeobox 2b (gene en2b). The transcript is spliced from 2 exons. Gene Ontology annotation, cellular component: nucleus. Gene Ontology annotation, biological process: neuron differentiation; multicellular organism development; regulation of transcription by RNA polymerase II. The record is from RefSeq and is a predicted model, not a curated record. NCBI's taxonomy places the organism in Eukaryota, Metazoa, Chordata, Actinopteri, Siluriformes, Ariidae. Gene Ontology annotation, molecular function: RNA polymerase II cis-regulatory region sequence-specific DNA binding; DNA-binding transcription factor activity, RNA polymerase II-specific. Bases 1 to 741 code for a protein of 246 amino acids.
AUGGAAGAGAAAGAUCAGAGCAGCAGAGAUGCAGGAGACGAAUCCAACCGAGCCAUCCUGCCGCUGCUCGAGCCUCCCGGAAACCUGCACCGGAUCACCAACUUCUACAUCGACAACAUUUUGCGCCCGGACUUCGGACGCAGGAAAGAAAGCGCCGCCGCCGCCAACGCGACCGAGCGCAGCGACAUUAACGCGUCCGGGAGGGAGAACCGGUGUCCUUCAGAGGCGGGGACUGACACAGACCGAGCGGGAUCACCGGGCUCGGGUGAGGGAGCAUCGAACCCCGCCGUUAGCGGCUCGAAGCCCGGGGCGGAAAGCGGCGCGGAUCAGUGCGCAAACUCGCUCAAUAACCAGCCGAUGCUGUGGCCAGCGUGGGUUUACUGCACCAGAUACUCGGACAGACCCUCAUCAGGGCCCCGAUCGCGCAGACCAAAGAAGAAGAGUGUGACUCGGGAGGAUAAACGGCCCCGCACGGCCUUCACGGCGGAGCAGCUGCAGCGGCUGAAGGCGGAGUUCCAGUCGAACCGGUACCUGACGGAGCAGCGGAGACAGAGCCUCGCCACCGAACUGCAGCUCAACGAGGCCCAGAUCAAAAUCUGGUUCCAGAACAAGAGGGCCAAAAUCAAGAAGGCGUCGGGCACUAAGAACACCCUGGCGCUGCACCUGAUGGCGCAGGGGCUGUAUAACCACGCCACCAGCGGCAGCAGCGGCACCAAGGACGACAAAUCAGACAGCGAGUGA